Galendromus occidentalis (western predatory mite) is the source of this 2099-nucleotide messenger RNA. RefSeq names its product putative cation exchanger C3A12.06c. Bases 1 to 1503 code for a protein of 500 amino acids. NCBI's taxonomy places the organism in Eukaryota, Metazoa, Arthropoda, Arachnida, Mesostigmata, Phytoseiidae. Gene Ontology annotation, biological process: monoatomic cation transport; intracellular calcium ion homeostasis; transmembrane transport. Gene Ontology annotation, cellular component: membrane. The record is from RefSeq and is a predicted model, not a curated record. The transcript has 2 exons. Gene Ontology annotation, molecular function: calcium:sodium antiporter activity.
AUGUACGACGUUCAGUGGUUAUUCGGUUUCGCAAGCUCGAAUAGUCAAAUUGAACCGAAGUGCUCCGACGUCUGGGAGAUCCGACCAUCCGAGAGAUGUUCAUUCGUGCGCAGUGUGAAAGACUGCCGUAGCGGCGAAGCGUUUCUGGACUACGUGGAGCUCACGUACUGCAAGUGGGAGUCUUCGACGUUUUUGCCGCUUAGUGCGCUUUUUGUUUUGUGGGGCAGUUUGGUCUACGUUCUGGCGGGGAACUACGUAACGUCUGCAUUGGUGCACCUCAAGGAGAGAUUUAAUAUGAACGAAAUAAAAGCCGGAGCCACCCUGCUGACUCUCGGAAACGGUCUUCCCGACAUUAUGGGUGCCGUGACCGCGGUCCAAAUCGGCCACGAAGGCCUGCUCGUCGGAGAAGUGUUAGGAGGUACUCUGUUCGUAGUCGGCGUCAUCGUCGGCUCGCUAUACACUGUCGGCAAGAACGCGCCCCUGGGUCGAGCGUUCUGUCCUAUGCUGUGUUUCUUCGUGGCGGCUGUCGUCUUCGUAGGCAGCAUCUACCUGUUGGGUAGAGUCACAAUUUAUCACAUCAUUGUGGGUCUGGCCCUGUACGUUUCGUACUACGUAUACAUCUUCAGCAUGUCAUCACACAAAGAGUGCGAGUACGAGUUGAUAGCUGACGAGACGUCAUUCUACAUACCGAUCAACGAGAAGUACGCGGACGUCGAAUAUUCGUCGGACGAGUCGAGUUGUUUGCGGACAGCGUGUUGUUCGUGCAUGUCGGUCAUUGCGUGUGUUUUGUCAGGCAUUCUUUCGCUGCCGUUUACGCUUAUGAUUCCGACGGUUUGCCACAGCCGGACUUAUGCUUCCCGAGUGUGCGAUGCGAACCAGUUCCGCUUCUUCAUGUUUCCUGUUCUGUUCAUGUUCGCCGUCGAUAUCGCACCGGCAAAUAACGCGACGCUGUACAUUUCAUUGAGCAUAGCGAGCGGAGUCUUAUAUAGGAUUGUAUGCUGCACUCUGCCAGAAGAAGUUGUAGAUACGCUGGUAACUUUUGCCGGCUUCAUUCUCAGCUUGUGUUUCCUGCAUCAACUCACAGCGGAGCUCAUCGCCGUCGUUCGAGCAAUGGGUAUCUGUUUCAAGCUCACCGACGAAGUAAUGGGACUCUCGAUAUUGACCUACGGGAAUUUCCUCGGCGAUAUAUCAACUUACGUAGCCAUCGUAAAUCGAGGCUGUUUGCAAAUGGCGCUUACGGGCUGCAUAUCGUCGGUGCUCAUGAGUUUGCUCCUCAACACGACGCUCGCUUUCUCGAUCCGCUUCGCAAUGACCGGAGUUUGGUAUUCGCCUCUAAUGCGAUCACCUGUCACGACAAUACUUAUGGGAAGCGUGAUACUGUGCCCGGUGCUCCUACUCUUCUCUGCUCUAACGUUCCGUUGCCAUUCCAACGUUUGCAGCGGGGUUGUCCUCCUAUGCUAUUACGGAAUAGUCAUGUGUUUACUAGUGAUUACGCAGCUGUGAUAACUAUAAUUAAUCCCGCCUGGAACUAGCCAUCAGGACGAUAGAGAAUACAUAACGACUUUAUAAAUUCAUUGCCCGGACUCCGGGCCUUCGUCCGGACUCUGAAGUCGGAUCAUGCAACCGGCAGAAGCGCCGAGAGAUUCCGACCGCGCUCGAGCCACUCUUGCCCCUUAAGGCGCAUACGGUUGAACUCGAGGAUGAAGAAGAACGAUUUACUUGUAUAGGUCCAGCUCCGAUUGACGGAGCUCGCGUCGACCAUAGAUACUCAUAUAUACAUAUGUAAAUUUAAGUGGAAUAACGUUGUAAAUGGGAUUAGGUAUAUGGUCGGAAAGACGCGAGUCGUUCCGGCACACACAUGACGCUCCGGAGAAGGAGAUCCGGACGGAAUCGUGCGCGCUGAAACAAGAAAAGCAAUUUUUGUUUCUCGAUUGUUUUGAUUUAAUGUGUCGAUUACGAGCGUUGUCCGGGAGCGGAUGGCGUACUCUGAAUAGGAUCGAGAGAGCUGCGUGCCGUGAAUAACGGAGCGUAAUCUAUUUAUCGAGCGGAAGAUUCGCAACUUGUACACUUGGCGUCAUCCAAAAUGACUGUACUUACGG